UUUCUAACAUUCUAUCAGGAUACAUUUAUAACACACUUGAUUAUCAUAAAUAAAAAUAGAUGUUGUAAGGGAAUUUGAUCAAAAUGCUUCCAGUUAAAACUUAGAAAACAUAGAUGGAAUGGACUCAAUAUUUCAAAUGAGGAUUUUUAAUUCAUGGAGAGGGCAAAACAUAGGAUUAGCCUUAUUGGUUUUAUCACUCAAUGCAGAAACAACUAAAGGCUGUGUUAACGAUAGAGGCGAGUGCUGUACGAAUUUUUACCAUGACAAUGGGAAAUGCAUUCCCUGUCCUGCGGGUUCAUAUGGAGAUAACUGUUCCAUAACCUGUUCACCUCCGUUCUACGGGAAGGACUGUAGGCACCGGUGUACAUGUAGUCCGGAUGAGGAGUGCAAUCCCUAUAAAGGAUGUGUCAGAAUCGAUACCGUGUCCACUCCUUCUACAAGUAUCAAAGCAGGAAACGGCAUGAAGUCAAUUCAAAAUUCAAUGAAAGUGGAAAGAAAAUCAACGAGAAAUCGUAACAAUUCAAAAGUAGACAAAGCAUAUCCUGUUUCUAUGGAUAUCAUUCCUACCUUAGCAGUGGUAUCCAAGGAAACAUAUUCUGUGACUCCUACGUCAGCUUCUGGAGGUAACUCACAAACUUUGCAGGUCAUCAUAAUCACAGGAUCUGUUUUAUCUUUAUUUUUGAUCAUAAUAAUAAUUAACCAGAUUCACGGAAAACUGAAAAAGCACAUGAACAUCAUUUCUACAAGACAAAUAUCUGACCCCGUGGCUACAAAUGAAGCAGAGGAAGAGGCAUAUGUAGAAAUCAACGAGUCUGGCAUGCUGGGAAAUAGUUCAAGAUACGAGAAAUUUGAGUCACAACCUUCAAUAAAACAACAAAAAACAAACGAAGAUGAUUCGAAAAUUGAAAUAUGUGAUGUCACAAAACCAAUGCUUCCAAAAUUAAGGAAUCGAGUCAUUGGAACAAAAUCAGAAGAAUCUAGUGUUAGACAAGAAGAUGAGAGUUCGGAAGAUAGACGUUCAGAUUAUCUGGAUGUUGUGACCGAUAAACUUAAUGAAUCCCCGGAUAGUUCUUACCUGAAACCAGUAUGUAUGCUAAACACAUAUAUAGACGUGAUAGGUUCGCCACCAAAAGGGAUGUCAGAAAGCGAAAGUCGAACCGAGUGUCAGACCUUUGAUAUGGAAAGUCCAUCGAUCUGUCAAAGCGAGCUAACCAGCCAAAGGGACACAUAUCUUGAAGUUGUCCAUCAAUAGAGACCGUUCAUAUUUUGUUUUUAAUCUUAUAUAACACAUACUUGUAAAAAAAAUGUGAAUCAGCAUGUAAUAAAACGGGUUAAACGUAACUGUCAACGAUUAAAACAAGAUCAAUCUUGUGAUUGUAUUAUCUGAAACUGUCACCUAUUUGAUUUACAUCUUAUAUAACUUAGUGUAUAAUAGCUUUCUUUCAAAUAGCGAUGAAUAUUUGUAAUUCAUAAAUUGGUCUUUAAGUUUUCUUUGUACACAAACUAUUUAGGUUUUGUAAAUUCCAGUUCUAGAAGAGAAAAUCCCUAAUCCGUCAAACAAAGUACUUGCUUUCUCCAAAUUUUUAUAAAAGUCAACUUUCCAUAUUACCGUUUCUGCAUACAAAUCGACUUUCAAUGAAUACAUUUAUCUCUUGGAAUUUUGGGCAAUCAUCAAAACCAAUGCCUCUUUCUCUCAACUUCAGCGCACACUGUUUCCUAAAGAAGAUGGCAAUUUGAUCCACUUGAAUACUUGCAUCAUUUUGACAGAGCUGGGUGCAUGUCGAGUAACGUCACUGUUCACAUGUGUUUGCUUUCGGGUUGACAUUAUUACUUCCGGUUGUUAUAAAAUAGCCGAUAAAUUUAUAUCAAAGUUAUGAAGGCGGUAUAAAUUGAAUCCGCGUUUAUAUGAUGAAACAGAAUUGUUAAUUUGUAUUUUGAUUUAAUUUGGAUACAAUGAAAAGAUUUGAUAUGUGAGAAAUGCACUGCAGAGAUUUAUUAUUGUAAUAUAAUUUUUCUAUCAUUUAUCGGCUACGUUUGCAUUAGACUGAGGCGUGAUAAUUCUUCUUGCUCAAUCAGAACGCCGGGUAGUUUGUCUGAUUAAUCGAUAAUCCAAUCAGAUAACGUAACGCACAAAUCUGUUAUUAUCUGUUAAAAUUCUUUCUUUUCUGUUACGCUACAUCAUGUUUUAGUAUAAAAAGUUAAAACGCGCGUAUUUUAGACACAGUCGUUUGAUUAGAUUUUGACUUGGUAGGUUUACGUUUUGUAAGGCACUUAUUUAUUUUUUAAUUUUAUUUUUAUUUUGUCUAUCCAUUUAUUUAUUCAAGUUUAUUAUUUACAUUUUUAUUUCAUAGGUGAUCGUGAAUGAACAAUUAUGCAAUAAUUAUUGUUGCAGUUCUAUCAUGAUCAAGAACUCAUAAAUUUCUAUGAAAUAGAGUUCUUUCCUUCAUUAUUCUAAUCAAGUUCUUUAUCUAUUUAUUUUAUUUUCUUUCAAUUUAUUUUUAUAGAAACAAAUUAGCCAUGCUAUACAUUUGUACUCUUUCUCUCUUUUUGGCCGAAAUAUGAUCAAUUCAUCGAAAGGCCUGUUUUUAUUUCAUUCAAUAUUAAGAUCUUUUAGAUAAUAAUUUACAUUGAAAUAUUGUUUUUGUAUAGAAUUGAGUACUUUCAUAAUUUUCGUAGACAUUAUGGUAUUAUCAACAAGCUAUAACUGUUAAAACAGAACAACUUGCCGUUAAGUUUACAAGUCGGAAGUUACAAAUAACUAAGACUUGCUUCAUAUAAUUUAAUUUUAUUGUAAAUGGGUUGUGACGGGUUUCAGAAGUCUGUUUUGGAUUAAUAGCGCCUGAGUACUUUAGUUCCAAUUUUUAAUCGACUGUCUAGAUAGGUUUAACUUAGAAUAGUUUUGUACGUUAUGAUCGUAGUAUGGAUGUGAUGGUAUGAAUGUAUGUUGAAAUCUAUUUGCAUUUUUUGGUUAUACUUUCAUGAAUUGUUUAAUGUUUAUUGAUUUUCUGUCUUGAAUUGGAUAUAUCAGCGGAUGAUUUAGGUAAUCGGAGAAGAGAAGGAAAAAUAAUCUUUUAAUGCCUCCCCGAUAUCGAUACCGUUACAGUGUAUCUUUGUAUGCCCUCUGGGCCCAAAAUUGGAAAUGAAUUACUUACUUAGUCGUAUAUGAAAGGUGAAGAUAACGAACAGUGAUCAAUCUCAUAACUCCUAUAAGCAAUACAAAAUAGAAAGUUGGGCAAACAUGGACCCCUGGAUAUACCAGAGGUGGGAUCAAGUGUCUAGAAGGCCUAAGCACCCCCUGUCGACCGGUCACACCCGCCGUGAGCCCUAUAUCUUGAUCAAAUGAUCAAUACGUAAAAUGGUUGACUGAAUCUAUUGUAUAAUUUGUUUCCUGUUUAUUAAAAACGUGAAUCUUCCGCAUUCACUAACGUUCCAUCAGGAUAUAACACACUUAACUAUUAUUGAAAAAUAAAUGUUUGAAGGGAAAUAAAUCAUAGGGUUUCCAUUCUAUGUUUCCAAAGCGUAGAUCGAAUGGAUUUGAUAUUUCAAAUGAUAAUUUUUAAUUCACAAGGAUGUCGAGAUAUCAUAGGAUUAGCCUUAUUGGCUUUAACACUCAAUGCGGAAACAACAAAUAAAGGCAACUGUAUGAACGAUCGGUAGGUAAAACAAUGCCUGCCCUACAGGUUCCUAUGGAGAUAACUGUUCCACUACUUGUCCAUACCCGUCGUGGGGGGAGAACUGUGGUUUCUGGUGUAAAUGUAGUGUGGAUGAAGUGUGUAGUCCCCAUAUAGGGUGUGUCAAAACAAGUACUGCAUCCACUUUUUCUACAAAAACCAAAGCCGGAAACUACAUGACGUCCACUCAAAACUCCAUAAAACCGGAAAUUGAUGCUGCAAUAAAUAACACCUCUUGUAUGUCCAAUUGAUUAUGAAAAGCCCAAAUUUUAUUCAACUUCCUUCAUGUAUUACGCUUUCAUAUUUCAGUGAAAGGUACAAAAGUUUAAAUGCAUACAAAAGGUUCAUUCUUGGAUAUCUUUUGUUUUCAAUGUUGUCUUCCCAUAAUGUUUCAUAGUAACAAAAUGUGAACUUAAUAUUGUAUUUUACUAGUGAUUUUCUUCCUUUUUUCAAAAUAGCAUCUUUUGCAUUGACUAAAAAACCAUCCACUUCUAUUUCCCUUUACUUCUCUUCUGUCAUUUCAACACCUUUCGAUAUGAUGAAAUAGUUUUAAUGUACAGAAACGUCGUUUUAAAGUUGACAAUGUAUAAACCUGACAAUAUAGGCAGGUUCUUGAAAGUUUGCAUAUGUAGAAAUGAUAUACGUAGCAAUCCUCAAAUUAAAUUUAGAAACCUAUUUUCAUCGGAGAAAAAUAUCACAUGAACAUGUCAAGUUAUUAAAUGGCAGCUUUUGAAUUCUAUAAAUCCAUCAAAUAAAGUACAUGUACACGGGAGAAGGUAAGUAAAUCAAACAAGUAUUUAUAAUAUUUCCGUUUAUAAACCCGUUUCACUUAGUAUUUGUAGCUGAUAAAUCCUAUUCCCUAGAAAUAAAAAAAGAUGUCAACAUUAAAUAUUAUGAUAUGAAAUCCUGGGUAAUAAUUACACUAGAGUUGAAUUAGUGCUUGAAAUGAACAAAUGGCUUCGCUGGACAUUAUACGGAUAAAUUACUAUUCAUUUAAGAUCCAUUUCUGUCUUUUCAUAUUAUAUUGUGUCUAUUUUACGAUGUCUCGGUAGAUAUUAGAAUUGAAUGAUAGGGCUUUCCAUUUAUUUAUUCUGAUUAUCCUCACAAAGCAUCCAUGACUAAAACUUCGUGUAGUUUCGGAUAAAUCUCUUUUUAUCGUAAUAUUGAUGUUCCAAGAUUAAAUAGCGUACAUGUUAUCCGAAUUUCAAUGCCCAAGACAUUGUUCACCACCAUUUUCUUACCACUUUUAAAUCUGACGGUCAAUCUGGAAUUCACGCAUGGGUUGAAAUCGACAAAAACGCAAACAAACAGGUGUAUCACAACUCUUACAGCAAACCCCAAAGUGGCAUGUCUGAAGUUGAAAUGGAAUGAAUGGUAAGUUAGCUGUCUUUAUAUAUCGAACAAACAUAUUUCUUUUAUUUGCUGUGGUGUGCCAUUCACUGUUUAUUACUUCUUUAUGCUAAAUAGAUUAUAUUUGGUGCAAGGAAUCAUAAGUAGUAUUUUUGAAAUUGAGAUUUCUUAUUUUUGGUAUUAAAUAUUGUAAUAUUUCCCUCAGAUUCUUUGCUAUUUGAGUUACCGAUAUAUCAAGAAUUUCAUGAUAUUUUUAUAGAUAUUCAACAAUUCAUUGUGUAAAAUUCGAAUUAUUGGUGUCUAGAGUUCACCUUGUCUUUUCAUAUCAGUAAAAAGAUACAAAUUUAAAGAGGGAUUUGGCUUCACUAACGGGAGCUUUAAGUACAUCUCCAGAUGAUCUAGCCCUACAACCACCAACAUGUGAUGCGAGUUCCCAUAAUCCAGAAGCUCUAUAUUUUGCUGUGCCUCGCGUAGUAGUGAAGUGUCCUCUCAAUCACCUGCAGCAUAUUUAACAAUAGAUGAUGCAAUGCAGUCUAAAGUGCAGAGCCUUGAGUCAACCCAUCCCUGGUAUCACUAUGCACAAGGCUAUCUCCAUUUAUACAACAAUAACGGUUGUGAUUUGAUUAUUUCGACUGGAGUAGGCUGUCAAAUUGUCGGGAUCAUAAAGGACUCCGAGUUGACCAAAAAAAGCACAUUGCACAGCCGAUAUGAUUUUUUCAACACUUUCAUUCCUGAAAUAAUUCAAGGGAACAUACAAGCAGAGCUGCCGUAUACGGUGUAAAUGAUUUUACAUCCAAAUAACCAGCUUGUCUAACAUUCCAAGUAGCCAUUUUAACCCCUAAGUGAAGAGGGUGUACCGAUAGAGUAAAGUAACCUGCCCAAGGAUGCAAAUGAUAUCACAGAGUUUAGCUACUGACCGGAGGUUUUUCAGCACUGCAUACUGUAUCAUUUAUACGUGAACAUGUGAUAAAACUAAUAAGCAAAACAUUUUCCUAGUUGAAAAUGAGACACGAGAUAAAAUAUUUUAUCAUCUGAGAUGAUGAAAUAACAAUUUAA
This is a messenger RNA of Ostrea edulis (European flat oyster), 6077 nucleotides long. Its product is annotated as multiple epidermal growth factor-like domains protein 11. The record is from RefSeq and is a predicted model, not a curated record. The coding region runs from base 119 to 1252 and encodes 377 amino acids. Lineage: Eukaryota; Metazoa; Mollusca; Bivalvia; Ostreida; Ostreidae. The transcript has 7 exons. Gene Ontology annotation, molecular function: scavenger receptor activity.